Messenger RNA from Sorex araneus (European shrew), 3114 nucleotides. RefSeq names its product DNA polymerase delta interacting protein 3 (gene POLDIP3). Gene Ontology annotation, cellular component: nucleus. NCBI's taxonomy places the organism in Eukaryota, Metazoa, Chordata, Mammalia, Eulipotyphla, Soricidae. Bases 101 to 1372 code for a protein of 423 amino acids. Gene Ontology annotation, biological process: mRNA export from nucleus. The record is from RefSeq and is a predicted model, not a curated record. The transcript has 9 exons. Gene Ontology annotation, molecular function: mRNA binding.
CCGAGCGCCGGAAGCUGCUAGUUGCUCGGGAGCGAGCGACGAGGCGGUCUCGGGAGUCGGGAGCUGCGGCUGCUGCUCGCUGCGGGUUGGGCGCUGUAAGAUGGCGGACAUCUCUCUGGAUGAGCUCAUCCGGAAGCGCGGGGCCGCGGUGAAGGGGCGGCUCAGUGUCAGACCUGGAGUUGGCAGUGUUCGAGCGCGUGUCGGGCUCCAGCAGGGCCUUCUCAGCCAGCCCACACGCACAGCCACCUUCCAGCAGAGAUUUGAUGCCCGGCAGAAGAUUGGCCUGGCUGAUGCCCGCCUCAAGCUGGGAGUCAAGGAUGCCCGAGAAAAGCUUUUGCAGAAAGAUGCUCGUUUCCGCAUCAAAGGGAAAGUGCAGGAUGCCAGAGAGAUGCUGAAUUCCCGAAAGCAGCAGAGCAGCGUGGUGCUCCAGAAGCCCCGCCCAGUGGCCGAUGCUCGGGAGAAGAUCAGCCUGAAGCGAAGUGCCCCGGCCUCCUUCAUGAGCCCACCCAUCGGGACAGUGACCCCUGCUCUGAAGCUCACUAAAACCAUCCAGGUUCCACAGCAGAAGGCUAUGGCACCACUUCAUGCCCAUCCUGCUGGAAUGAGGAUCAAUGUUGUCAAUAACCACCAAGCCAAACAGAAUAUAUAUGACUUGGAUGAAGACGAUGACGUCAUAACUCCCGUUCCUAGUAAGCAGAUGAAAUUCUCAGCGUCAGGCAGCUUUCUCCAUCGUGUGGCUGGGGUGAGCAGUUCUAAGAUUUCCGUGGCCAAGGCACUCCCCCUCACCAAAGUGGUUCAGAAUGAUGCGUACACCGCUCCUGUUCUCCCUUCCUCCUUCCGAACAAGAGCCUUGUCUCGGACACUGGUGAAUAAGGAGGAACCCCCCAGAGAGUUGUUGUCUGCAGAGGUGAGAGGAAAGCCUAUCUUCAGCCCUCUGGAAGGCACCAAGAUGACUGUGAAUAAUCUUCACCCUCGUGUCACUGAGGAAGACAUCGUUGAGCUCUUCUGCGUGUGCGGAGCCCUGAAGCGGGCUCGGCUGGUCCACCCUGGGGUGGCAGAGGUGGUCUUUGUGAAGAAGGAUGACGCUAUCACUGCAUAUAAGAAGUACAACAAUCGCUGUCUGGAUGGGCAACCAAUGAAGUGCAACCUUCACAUGAAUGGGAACGUCAUCACUUCGGAGCAGCCCAUCCUGCUCCGGCUGAGUGACAGCCCCAUAGUGAAGCGGGAGAAUGAGCUGCCCCGCAGGGCGAAUCCCGCCUCCGUGGCCCACGCUCCGCCUGAAGUGGAUCCUGACACCAUCCUGAAGGCGCUCUUCAAGUCCUCGGGCGCCUCUGUGGCCACUCAGCCCACAGAGUUCAAAAUAAAACUUUGAGCAGGGCCAGCAGCCCGGAGGGGGGCAGAGCAGGGCUCUGCUUCCCACAGCAACACUUCUGACCAACGGGCCGUGGCACUGAGGCCCGAGCUGAGCCCAGGCGGGUGGUGGGUGGAGCCCCCUGCGCUAUUUUGCCCAGUGCUGCUUGGCACUCAUUCCCAUAGUGUUUUUCUCCCCUGCCUCGUCACCCAGGUAGGUUGUGUUUCAAUUGUUGCCCAGCCCCUGACACAUUUCAUUUCUGCCAGUGAAGCCCUCAGUCCUCUGGAUGGCUUUCUAGUGGCCCCACAGAUUGUGGGAGGCCAUUUCAAGGGUACUAAGGAUACUGCUUUCUCCAAGGGCAGGGAGCUGUCUUUUGUUUUUGUUUUUGAGUUUUUUUGUUUAUUUGUUUAAACCUUUGCUGACAAAUCUAGGAGUGGACGCCCUGCCAUCGUGGUUUAGUUCACAUCAGAUCGGGAACAGUGUGAGGGGUCUGGAUGGGAUCUGUCCCUGGUGGGCCUUUUGUCCCCUGACCAUAGCUGAUGCCACACUGUGUGGGCUAGAGAGCGCCCAUUGCAAGGGCAGGGUUCUGCUCCCUGUUUCCUCAGUGGAGGGCUCAGACUGACACAGUUCGUACUGCCCCCCAGCUAUGCCAGGGGGCCCACCUCUCUCUGAGCCUCGCUCAGGAUAUCCUGGCUUGUGGUGAUGUGCUCCACUCUCUCGCACAGCCAGUGUCCGCCCCCAUCCGUGACACUGUUCUGUUGGGAUUGUGCUGAUGACAGAUUUGGCCACCUCCUGGGUCUUCUGAUCUGGCCUCAGAUGUUUGUAUGACAGUAGUUGGGAGGCUGAGAGACAUGUCCAGCUGCCACCUAGAGGUGCCACUUAAGCGCAUUCCUGUUUAUAACUCCAUUAAGCCCAGAGGGUAUUGUAUUUCUGUGCCUGACAGUGGGAGGGGCAGGCGGGUAGCAGCCCUUCAGGCAGCUGGGGAAAGCAGCAGCCCCAGGGCUGAGUGCUAGGACAUUUCAGUCAUUCUUCCUGCUGAGCCAUCGGGACUGUUGUGGGAAUCCAGGCCCCUAAGAGAGGAACAGGUUAGAUAGCAGAAUGGCCUGGUUACAGAAUCAGCCGCAUUUCCAGGAAAAGGGACCCUAAACAUCCAGGGACUCCUGUGGACCUGCUGGCAGCCAGUGCAGCAAAGAAAAAUAUGAACACUCCUGUUUGUGCAGAGUAUGUUGUCAAGCAGUAAGGUGACAGGGUUGGCAUCUUGCUCUGAGGUUUUCCAGGCCCGGGAAGUCCAAGGAAUGUGGCUGCUGCUCCACUAGUUGUGGAGAGCUGCUUCAGCUCUCUGCCUCCCUCUGCGGGGACGGCUGCUUUCAGCAGCUGAAAGAUACUCUCAACUUUGUCCUUGGCCAUAAGAGCACCUAAGGCAGCGGGACCUGACUUCUUGGGGAAAGUGGAGGGUCGUACAUGUCCUGCCUGCAUGGCUUUCUUGCAGCUCUGCCCAGGCCGGGACACUGGCUAUGAGGUGGACCAAAUUAUCUGUACAAUCCUCUGAGUGGGGGUACUUUGUGGGAUGGUGUGUGUGUGUGUUUCCCUGUUCUACAGGAUGGCGUGGCAGACAGGGAGAAGGCGGUAGGCUAGUCCUUGCACCCUCCGUAUCGCACCCCACCCCAAACAUUCCCAUCAGUGUGUCGUGCAAAAGGAAAGAGGCAUUACUGGAUGGAGACUUCGUGUUAUUUACAUUUCUGAAUAAACGUUUGUUACUCCUA